Molecule: messenger RNA, 1306 nt
Organism: Microcebus murinus (gray mouse lemur)
Lineage: Eukaryota; Metazoa; Chordata; Mammalia; Primates; Cheirogaleidae
Gene: HSFX4
Product: heat shock transcription factor family, X-linked member 4
Biological process (GO): regulation of DNA-templated transcription
Molecular function (GO): sequence-specific DNA binding; DNA-binding transcription factor activity
Source: RefSeq, a predicted model, not a curated record
UUUUGUGGAGGGUAUUUAUUGGGUGUCCCUACGCUGAGCAAAGGCAUUUCUGACUCGCUAGGAUAGUGGUAACAGUCUUGGGUACAAAAUGUUCCUGAUGCUGGUGUAGUUUCAUGGCUAGUCAGAGUAUGGAAGAGAAAUACGAACCUGAGCUGGCCCCCUCUGUUGGUGGAGAGCCAGCAAGCGGGGUUCCAUCUAAUUCUUCAACUGAUCCGAAUCUGGAUUCAAGGGAGGUGUUGGACAGGCCCGGCGACCACGCUGUGAGCCCAGACCCAGGCUCCCAAGAUAACCUGCCACUGGAAGACCAAAGCCAACAUGUGGCCAACAUGGAAGACAACACUGACCUCCGUGGGCUCUCCUUCCCAAGAAAGCUUUGGAUGAUAGUGGAGAAUGACAUCUUCAAGUCUGUGCACUGGAGUGAGGAUGGAGAGACUGUGAUCAUCGAGGACGAUCUUUUCCAGAGGGAGAUUCUUCGCCGCAGAGGUGCAGAGAAGAUUUUUGAAACAGACAGCUUGAAGAGUUUCAUUCGACAACUUAACCUCUAUGGAUUCAGCAAAAUACGCCCAAACAACUCUUCAGUUCACGCUCCAGGGAACAAGAGGAUGAUGAUCUACUCCAACUCCAAUUUUCAGAGAGACAAGCCCGAACUCCUGGAGAAUAUUCAGAAGAAAGGCUACCUGAGAAACACUGCUCUGAAAGCAUCCUGUGCACCAACCCUAAAGAGAAAGAAACUGGUAGCUACAAGACACUCCCCACGAAUCCAUCACAAUAAUGCGAAGAAAGAAGCCAACCAGAAGCCCCAGAUGGGAGCUCCCAAUGCUCAGGGACCCAGUGUCACCCAGUCCUUCAUGUUCUCUGGUGUCUGUCCCAUGAACAGCAUCUCUGGGCAUCCCCAGGAAAAUUAUCCCACUCAUGAGCCACAUGGCCCAGGUGGGGAGGGCACCUCUGGGAAUGCCACGUUUGCGCCUCUGGCUACUGCCCCAAUGGAAGGCGCAGGGGAAGUGGCUGCUAGCCCCCAGGUUAUCCCAGAUUACGGUUCUGUAAUGUCUUUGUACAACACCUGCUACUCCAUCCUGCUGGCUGCCCUCUCAGUCAUGGCUCCUAAUGAGCCCCCGGAAGAGGAGCAGGAGGGCUCUGAAGAUUACAAGUGUGCACUCUGUGAACACUUCAAGGACAAUCCAACUCCCUAAACUCAGAGGCCACUGAUGACCGAUAAAAAUUGCCAUUUUCUAAUGAGUAACCCAUUUUCGGUCUUAGUAAAGAGAAAUAAAACCCCACGGGAGUAAAUAAACAAUUUAAAUGAGAA